AUGGCUCCUGGGCAGAAGAUGUACCCGAGGGCGACGGUGAAGAAGAUUGUGAAAGCGCAUUCUAACUGCAACGUUAGCAAGAACGUCGAUGUUAUGAUAUUCCUCGACUAUGUACUCUUCAUGCAAACACUUAUGAAGGAGGCGGCUAUUGACGGGAAACAAGCUGGCGAAAGGGGGAUAAGUGCUAGGAGCGUGAAGAAAGCUACUGCGGAUACCCUGGCCAAAUUUAAAGGAUGA
Molecule: messenger RNA, 237 nt
Organism: Daldinia childiae
Lineage: Eukaryota; Fungi; Ascomycota; Sordariomycetes; Xylariales; Hypoxylaceae
Product: Histone-fold domain-containing protein new1
Exons: 4
Coding region: 1-237 (78 amino acids)
Biological process (GO): chromosome segregation; kinetochore assembly; mitotic cell cycle
Cellular component (GO): nucleoplasm; kinetochore
Molecular function (GO): protein heterodimerization activity
Source: RefSeq, a predicted model, not a curated record